Aspergillus vadensis CBS 113365 is the source of this 1158-nucleotide messenger RNA. RefSeq names its product isocitrate dehydrogenase (NAD(+)) IDH1. Gene Ontology annotation, molecular function: NAD binding; isocitrate dehydrogenase (NAD+) activity; magnesium ion binding. The record is from RefSeq and is a predicted model, not a curated record. Gene Ontology annotation, cellular component: mitochondrion. The transcript has 5 exons. NCBI's taxonomy places the organism in Eukaryota, Fungi, Ascomycota, Eurotiomycetes, Eurotiales, Aspergillaceae. The coding region runs from base 1 to 1158 and encodes 385 amino acids. Gene Ontology annotation, biological process: isocitrate metabolic process; tricarboxylic acid cycle.
AUGUUCUCUCUGCGGACGGCGCAACCCGCGCAGUCUUUGCUCCGUCGCGUUGCGGCGCCGACUUCCUUCCGUUCCUCCAUCCCGGCAAGAUCCUUUGCUAGCGUUCAGUCCGAUAUCUUCAAGCCCACUAAGUAUGGCGGCAAAUACACCGUCACUCUCAUCCCAGGUGACGGAAUCGGUGCCGAGGUUGCUGAGUCGGUCAAGACUAUCUUCAAGGCCGACAAUGUUCCCAUCGAGUGGGAGCAGGUAGAUGUUAGCGGUGUUGACACCGGUAACAAACACUCGGAAGAGCUUUUCAAGGAGUCCAUUGCUUCUCUGCGCCGUAACAAGCUGGGUCUGAAGGGUAUCCUCUUCACCCCAGUUGAGCGCUCCGGCCACCAGUCGUUCAACGUUGCUCUCCGUCAGGAGCUGGAUAUUUUCGCCUCUAUCGUCCUCAUUAAGAACAUUCCCGGCUACAAGACCCGUCACGAGAAUGUUGAUCUUUGCAUUAUCCGUGAGAACACCGAAGGUGAAUACUCUGGUCUCGAACACCAGUCCGUGCAGGGUGUCGUGGAGUCCCUGAAGAUUAUCACUCGCGCCAAGUCCGAGCGCAUUGCCAAGUUUGCCUUUGGUUUCGCUCUUGCCAACAACCGCAAGAAGGUUACUUGCAUCCACAAGGCCAACAUCAUGAAGCUUGCGGAUGGCCUUUUCCGCAGCACCUUCCACAAAGUCGCCGAGAACUACCCGACUUUGGAGGUUAACGACAUGAUCGUCGACAACGCCUCCAUGCAGGCUGUUUCUCGCCCCCAGCAGUUCGACGUUAUGGUUAUGCCCAACCUGUACGGUGGCAUUCUCUCCAACAUUGGAUCUGCCCUUGUGGGUGGACCUGGUGUUGUCCCUGGUUGCAACAUGGGCCGUGACGUUGCUGUGUUCGAGCCAGGCUGCCGUCACGUUGGUCUUGACAUCAAGGGCAAGGACCAGGCGAACCCUAGCGCUAUGAUCCUUUCUGGAUCUAUGCUUCUGCGCCACCUGGGAUUGGACGACCAUGCCAACCGCAUCUCCAAGGCCGUCUAUGAUGUGAUCGGUGAGGGGAAAACGAGGACCCGCGACAUGGGCGGACAGGCUACCACCCACGAGUUCACCAGGGCAGUCCUGGACAAGAUGGAGGCUGCUCUGUAA